Sordaria macrospora k-hell is the source of this 1536-nucleotide messenger RNA. RefSeq lists its product as uncharacterized. The record is from RefSeq and is a predicted model, not a curated record. Lineage: Eukaryota; Fungi; Ascomycota; Sordariomycetes; Sordariales; Sordariaceae.
AUGCGUUCCUCCACUGUUCUCGCCGGUCUGGCGACUGUGCUUGCCCCGUUGGCUUCUGCCCACACUGUCCUCACUACCGUUUUCGUCAACGAUAUGAACCAAGGAGAUGGUACCGGUAUCCGUAUGCCCAUCGAUGGCAGCACCAGCACCUUUCCCAUUAUCGACAUGAACAGCAACGACAUGAUCUGUGGCAGAGAUGGCCUCAAGAAGGUCGGCUACACUAUCCCCGCCACCGCCGGCUCAAAGAUGAGCUUCGAGUUCCGCGCCUACGCCGACGGCAACAAGCCCGGCUUCAUCGACGAUUCGCACCAAGGUCCCGUAGCCGUCUAUGCCAAGUCCGUCUCCGACUUUGACCAAAACCCUGGCGGCUCCGGCUGGUUCAAGAUCUGGCACGAGGGCUACGACGAGUCGACCAAAAAGUGGGCGGUCCAGAAGAUCAUCGACACCAACGGCAUCCUCAGCAUCAGUGUCCCAGAUGGCAUGCCCACGGGCGCCUACCUGUUCCGCACCGAGGUGACCGCCAUGCACAACGUCACCAGCAAAGGCGAGAGCUGGGUCGUCGAGCCCCAAUUCUACGUCAACUGCGCCCAAGUCUAUCUCCAGGGUUCCUCCUCCGGCCAGCUCUCCAUCCCCAAGGACAAGGAAGUCUCCAUCCCCGGCCACGUCCACCCCUCCGACAAGGGCCUCUGGUUCAACAUGUACGAGAUGCCGAGUCCGGUUAACUACGUGAUCCCUGGCCCCAAGCCCUUCCGCCCUACCACUUCUGGCAAUGCCAACGUUAAAGCAGCCCUCGCCAUGCCGACCAACUACCCCGGCGCCGUGCCCAAAGAGUGCAUCCUCAAGAACGGCAACUGGUGCGGCUUCGAAGUUCCUUCCUACACGAACGAGGACGGAUGCUGGGCGGCCUCGGACAACUGCUGGAAGCAGAGCAACACGUGCUUCGACGUCGCUCCCCCCUCGGGCCAGAAGGGGUGCCACGUCUGGGAGAAGGAGAAGUGCCAGGUUAUUCAGGACUCAUGCUAUGCGAAGCAGUUCACCGGCCCCCCGAACAAGGGCAAGGUGUGGGGAGAUGUGACGGUUCAGACGAGCGUCAAGGUGCCGGGCGUGAUGAAGGGCGCGGAUUUGGUUGAGGAUUCGGUUGGGUCUGGUACUGAGUCCGCUGCCCCUGUUGUUGACGACAAGGCUGGAAACAACAACGUCGUCAGACCAGUUGACAACAGCAACGUCAACAUCCCCGCCGCUACCACUUUCAUCACCGCCUCUGCUCCCUCUGUCCCUACCAAGUCUGUCACCACCGUCCCUGCUGCCGCUGCCACCACCGCCGCCGCUGGCGCUGGUAAUGGUGAGUACGACAACGGCUCCGAGUCCGAUGACGAGGACGUCGUCCAACUCCAGCCCUCCACCACCGUCUUUAACACCGCUACUAUUCCACAUCCCGCUGCUGCUACUGAGACUCACUCCAUCAGGUGCGGCAGGGGUGGUAAGAAGCAGAAGAGGAGGAUGCAUAUCAACAGACAUAAGAGGGCGGAUUUCUAA